Messenger RNA from Trypanosoma cruzi, 1824 nucleotides. RefSeq lists its product as uncharacterized. The transcript has a single exon. The coding region runs from base 1 to 1824 and encodes 607 amino acids. NCBI's taxonomy places the organism in Eukaryota, Euglenozoa, Kinetoplastea, Trypanosomatida, Trypanosomatidae. The record is from RefSeq and is a predicted model, not a curated record.
AUGUGGAGGCGCAUUUCAGCCGGGAGUCUGCUGGUUCACGUCUCUGCUACACAUCGCUGCGUCGCGAAGCGUAUACCGCCGCCACUGCCUCCAGGAGCUCGUGGCACACCGCCACGUGCUGCUUCUUUUGGAAAAUUACCGCCGCCUCCGCCGUUGCCGGGCGCUGUUGCUGCUUCUACCGGCGCUGCACUGCCGUGGAAGUCACCGCAGGAGGUGUUGUCGGCAUUUGUUGAAUUUAUUCCAACCUUCUACGUCCCUAUUCAUUGUGUGGCGGCAAUACUCUCAGAGGACUGCCGCAAGCAUUUUAUCGGGCGUGGCCGCUUUCUUUCAUUUCUGAAGCGUUACCGUUUUUUCUUUGACUUGCGCAUUAUUGAUGGGGUUCGAUGUGAUGUCAAACUGCGAGAUGACUUGAGUCACCCUCGUCGUGGCGCCGCGGACGAGAAGUUUGUUAUGACGGAUGUGGGGGAUGUCAUCAACUAUGUUGCCAAACCGGAGUUCAUCGUCUCCAUUGAGUCGAUUGAGCAGGCAAACACGAGCGUGGCACUCAAACCCGCGUGCGCUCCGCCGGCGGUGCAUGUGCGGCUGGAAGAGAAGGUGCCGGUGCUGGAGCGACUCAAAGCGCUUGUCCCGGAGGAGUUUGCGUUGCUUGAUCACGUUGAGGAGGGCAUACCAGAGGAUGUCUUGUUUCAUCCGUACUUUGAUUGCCAAGGCGGUCUCAUUUCUAUUGCGUCAAAGUUUCCUGAAUUUUUCCAGGUGGCGGAUGGCAUGAUACGCCGUCGACCACCGCACCUCGCACCGCUUUCAGUGAACGACUACACGCUGGAGGACUCACCGAUUCCCAGCGUCGCGGGGCUUGUGAAGAGGGAGGUGUGUGAUAGUGAUAUCCCCCACUGGGUGAACAUCACGUCGCUCUAUGAGCAGCUGACGAGGGAGCAGAAGCAGCAGAUCAAACGGGAGUACAAGAGUUUUGCGGGAUUCUUACGCUCUCACGGACGCUCCUUGUCGCUUUCGCAGGAUAUGCUUCAGGUGGCGAAAUGGAUCCCACAUCAGCGACGGGCCCCAACCUCGGCAGCAUCUCCCGGUGCGUCUGACACGACAGGCAGCCCAGAGGGGACCACCACGACGGAUGGAAAGAGUGAUGUUGCACAGGCACAUGGCGUGACCGUUCAGUAUGAGUACACGCAUACACAGGUCAUCAAUGAGCUCUUUGACAAGUUUCCACCGCAUCGCACUUUAAAUUUGGAGGAGUUACUUGAACUUGUCGCUCCCGCGAUGCGCCCCUCAUUGCCGAAGAAGGUGCUGGCGUGGAUUGCCUCGUACCCGUCCUACUUCAUCGUGGACGACCCAACAGAGAAGGACCCCAGUAAAGCCCGCAUUCGACGCGCCUCGGAUCGUCAGCCACUGGAUGUGGCUCUGGAACUGUACCGAUGGAUCCCCGAGGAAGGGAUUUCCGAGGCGGCGUUGCUCACGAAGCUUUCGGAGGUUCACCGGGACUACGUGAAGCGAAUUGGACUGCGGCACAUUGUGGACUCCCUCUCCGAAUGGCUCAGUUUCACGGAGGCGCCAGGUGGCGGGGGCGGGGGCGCAGAGGGGGAGGAAAAAGUCUUUUUGUUAAGACGGCUUCAGACGGAGGUCGAACUCGAGCGUGCAAUUCACACAGAGGAGUCCAAGUUGGCCAGCGGCGACGAGAAUUCGCUGCCAGCGCAAAUUGAGGAUGCGGAGAUGGAGCGGCGAUGGCCAAAGCUAAAAUACGAGGGUACCAUGAGCCAACAACAAGCGUCAGUUGCGCGGGCACAGCAGCGACGGGGUCGUGGUGACAUUUAG